AUGUUCAAACGCCUCGCCCUUGGCCUGCUGGCCGUUCAGGCUGUGGCCGCCACACGCUUUGCCAUGUACAUUGACGAAUGGCAUGUAACCGCUCUCCCAGGCAAGGACAAGACUGAGGGCAUUGACUACGCCAUUAUGAGCUUCGCUGCCUCAACGCUAUUCAAUUCGGACACGCCUGCAGCUUACAAACCAUUUGAGCCCCCGGCGACCAUGCGCAAUCGCUUCAGCCCCAAUACCAAGCUAAUGGUUGCUAUCGGUGGCUGGGGUGACACUGCUGGUUUCUCCGAGGGAGCAAAGGACGAGGCUUCGCGCGCGCGAUAUGCUAAGAACGUCGCUGCGAUGCUCGACACACAUGGAUUCGACGGUGUCGAUAUUGACUGGGAAUACCCCGGCGGCAACGGUGAAGAUUACAAGAAGAUCCCUAACUCAAAGAAAGUGUCCGAAAUCGAAACCUACCCUCUCUUCCUAGAGGCUAUCCGUAAAGCAAUUGGCAACAAGACCCUCUCCAUCGCAGUGCCCGGUCGGAAGCAGGACUUCAUCGCCUACACCAAGGAACAGGGCCCUAAGAUCUUCAAGUCUGUCGACAUCAUCAAUGUCAUGAGCUACGAUCUGAUGAACCGCCGCGACAAUGUUACCAACCACCAUACCGGCGUGCAGGGUUCCCUGGACACCAUCGACGAAUAUCUCGCAAUUGGAGCUACUCCCGAGAAGAUUAACCUCGGCUUCGCGUACUACGCCAAGUGGUUCACCACCGAUCCCAACUCCGAUUGUAAUGAGAAUCCCAUCGGUUGCCAUCUUGCCAAGCUCGAGAACGACGAUGGAUCGGACAAUGGCAAGUCCGGUGCUGUGACCUUUGAGGCUAGCAAUAUGUCCCCUGCACCUAAGGAUCUGAAAGAAGGUACCGGAAUGUGUGGAUUCGCAGCGAAGGCCAAGUGCCCGUCAGGGUCGUGCUGCAGUGCUUCUGGCUAUUGUGGUACUACUGAUCAGCACUGCCAGGCCGGAUGUCUCUCGGACUAUGGUACCUGCAAGGGGAUCAAUAUCAUCGACUCGUGGCGCAAAGCUCAGAAGGAUGGCAAGACCGAUGCGAAGGGCGGUGGUCAGUACUACUUCGAUAGCGACAACCACAUCUUCUGGACUUGGGAUACCCCCGAAUUGAUUGCCCGCAAGUUCACGGAAAUCGUCGCGGCGAAGAAACUUGGUGGUGUCAUGGCUUGGAGCUUGGGCGAGGAUACCUACAAGUUUGAGCACUUGGCGGCUAUGCAGAAGGGUCUUAAGUCCCAUCCUGCUAAGAUCGACGGACCCCCCAAGGUUGUGACGUCCCCAAAGCCUACAAUGUCCCCAAAGCCUACGAUGUCCCCGAAACCUGAGACAUCCCCAAAGCCUGAGGUGUCCCCAAAGCCUGAGGUGUCCUCGAAGCCUGAGCCUGAGACCGGCUGCUUUUUGUGCCUACUAGAUUGGAUCACUGGCUGA
Molecule: messenger RNA, 1470 nt
Organism: Penicillium griseofulvum
Lineage: Eukaryota; Fungi; Ascomycota; Eurotiomycetes; Eurotiales; Aspergillaceae
Product: Glycoside hydrolase, superfamily
Exons: 4
Coding region: 1-1470 (489 amino acids)
Biological process (GO): carbohydrate metabolic process; chitin catabolic process
Cellular component (GO): extracellular region
Molecular function (GO): chitin binding; chitinase activity
Source: RefSeq, a predicted model, not a curated record